Messenger RNA from Nelumbo nucifera (sacred lotus), 4279 nucleotides. RefSeq names its product phospholipase D beta 2-like. The record is from RefSeq and is a predicted model, not a curated record. Gene Ontology annotation, cellular component: plasma membrane. NCBI's taxonomy places the organism in Eukaryota, Viridiplantae, Streptophyta, Magnoliopsida, Proteales, Nelumbonaceae. Gene Ontology annotation, biological process: phospholipid catabolic process. Gene Ontology annotation, molecular function: D-type glycerophospholipase activity.
UCCAGUUUUACUCGGCCACGGCUGAAGAAAGGACUUGAAAUUACGAUUUACGAAGUAGAAAGAAACGACACAGAGAGAAGCUAGAACAACACGAGCAAGCAAUAGACAAAGAAAUGAUCGUGGGUUGAAGGUUCCCUAACCAGAGAAGAAAAAAAAAUAGACGAGAACGUAGAAUAAAAAUUAAAAAACCCAAAAAAAUUGCUCCAAUUUCCAGCACCCCGUCGUCGUCAUAUAUAUUUCUUUCCCACUCGUUUCUUUGGAAAACCGCCUGGAGCUGGGAAGCUGUCACAUCUCCAAUGAACGACUCUCAACGGUAACUCCCUCUCAUUCCUUGUUUUGUUUAUUUUAGUUCCAACGAUCCAAUUCAGUUCAACUGAAUUCAAAUCAUCUGGUAGUAAUCCAUUAAGUUAUGUCCAACCGAAGAACAAUAAACCAUCGACAAGAAACAAACAGACCCAUCUUUGAUUUCUUCUCUAUUACCUUCCACUCUCUGUUUUAUUAGUAGUUUAGCGUUAGAAAUCCAUUGUUUGUUAAUGGAGAACUACAGUUCAUAUCCUUACCACGAUCCAUAUCGAUACCCUCCACCUCCCUCUCUUCCUACCCCUGCUCCUCCUCCAAAUUCAGAUCCAUACGCACCAUCUCCAACACGACCAUCUCUUGGUAAUACUUAUUCUUAUAAUUCAUCUGCAACUCAUUCCUUCAAUUAUCAACAAUACCCACCACCCCCAGAUUGUCCUCCUGCUCUUCCAUACUCGAGUCAUUCUGGGUCUUUAGAAUAUCAUUAUCCCCAACCUUCUUAUCGAGCUAUGCCCCUCUAUCAACACCCAUAUCCCAAUCCCCCUGUAAUACAUAAUUCUCAUCACCCUAGUCCACAACAACACAAUGGCAUUUUUCAAUAUGGUACAUCGCAUUACCCUCCGCAACAGACCGUUCAAUAUCCUCCACCUGAAAGUUACCUGAUAGUUCAUGGCCGUGCCAAUAGCUUCUCUGGUUACCCCCACCAAGAUAGUUCACUGCAUACUAGUGUUGUCUCUUCUCCAAAUCAUGAUGGUUUAGGUGAUUCAUCCCCAUCCUGCCCCUCACUUUAUCCUCCUGUAGAUCUUCUAGGGAAGGUGCAAUUGUCUGAUUACCCUCCCACUGCCCCGAAUUUGCCAUCUACACCACAAGUCUCAAAUCCUCCUCUGAGGUUUCAAAGCCAAAGUGCUAGGUAUAGUAACGGAGCGGAUAUGUAUGGUUAUCCUAAUAAUUCAUUUUCGAGUGGUGGGGAGACUUUUUAUUCAGGUUCAAUUGCUUCAUCUCCACAACCAGUUUUUUCCCAUUCGGUUUCAUUUGAUGGCUCACAUUAUAGUCAGAGUCUGCAGAUUGUGACACUUCAAUCAGCUGAGGCAUCUUUGAAAGUCUUGCUGUUACAUGGGAAUUUAGAUAUUUUGGUGUAUAAAGCUGCAAACCUUCCGAACAUGGACCUGUUCCAUAGGACUCUAGGUGACAUGUUUGCCAGAUUACCAGUGAAUGUCAGCAACAAAAUUGAAGCUCACGUGUCUCGUAAGAUAACCAGUGAUCCAUAUGUCUCUAUAUCUGUAUCUGAUGCCGUAAUUGGCAGGACAUAUGUGAUAAGUAAUAGCGAAAACCCCAUUUGGAUGCAGAGAUUUUAUGUUCCUGUUGCCCAUUAUGCUGCAGAGGUGCAUUUUGUUGUCAAAGACAAUGAUGUUGUGGGUUCCCAGCUUAUAGGGGUUGUUAAGAUCCCAGUUGAGAAGAUAUUUUCAGGAGAAAAGGUUGAGGGAACUUUUCCAGUCCUCAAUUCAACUGGGAAGCCCUGCAAGCCUGGAGCUUCCUUGACCCUGUCAAUUCAGUAUACCCCAAUAGACAAGCUGACGUUUUACCAUAACGGAGUUGGGUCGGGUCCCGAUUAUAGUGGUGUUCCAGGUACAUAUUUUCCUCUUAGGAAAGGUGGAAGAGUUACAUUUUAUCAAGAUGCCCAUGUUCCUGAUGGUUACCUUCCAAAUAUGAAGCUUGAUCAUGGAAUGCACUCUGAGAAUGGGAAAUGUUGGAAUGACAUCUUUGAUGCAUUAAGUCAGGCCCGUCGAUUAAUUUAUAUUACUGGGUGGUCUGUGUACCACAAAGUCAGACUGGUUAGAGAUGCUCCUUAUGCAUCAGAAUGCACCCUCGGGGAUCUUCUUAAGUCCAAGUCACAGGAAGGUGUGAGAGUACUGCUGCUUGUAUGGGAUGAUCCAACUUCAAGGAACAUUUUGGGUUAUAAAACAGAUGGAGUGAUGCAAACCCAUGAUGAGGAGACUCGCCAAUUUUUCAGGAACUCCUCAGUACAAGUAUUACUGUGCUCCCGAUCUGCUGGUAAGCGACAUAGCUGGGCAAAAAAACAGGAAGUUGGUGCAAUCUAUACACAUCAUCAGAAAACUGUCAUUGUGGAUGUCGAUGGUGGUCAUAACAAGAGAAAAAUUAUAGCUUUUGUUGGAGGACUUGAUUUAUGUGAUGGGCGAUAUGAUACCCCCAAACACACUUUAUUUACGACAUUAGAAACGGUGCAUAAAGAUGACUAUCAUAACCCUACAUUCACGGGAUCUACCAUUGGUUGUCCAAGAGAACCAUGGCAUGAUUUGCACUGUAAAAUUGAAGGUCCAGCAGCUUAUGAUGUUCUUACCAACUUUGAAGAGCGCUGGUUGAAGGCUUCAAAACCUCAAGGGAUUAAAAAACUGAAAAUAUCAUAUGACGAUGCCUUACUCAAACUAGAAAGAAUUCCUGACAUCAUUGGGUUUCAUGAUUCUGCUUGCCUAAGUGAGAAUGAUCCGGAGUCUUGGCAUGUCCAGAUUUUCCGUUCAAUUGAUUCAAACUCUGUGAAAGGCUUUCCCAAAGAUCCAAAAGAUGCUAUAAACAAGAACCUUGUUUGUGGUAAAAAUGUCCAGAUCGACAUGAGCAUACAUACAGCAUAUGUAAAAGCCAUCCGAGCUGCCCAAUAUUUCAUUUAUAUUGAAAACCAAUACUUUCUUGGUUCGUCAUAUAAUUGGUCGUCAUACAAAGACUUAGGUGCUAACAACUUAAUACCAAUGGAAAUUGCUCUAAAAAUCGCGAAUAAAAUCAGAGCAAAUGAGAGGUUUGCUGCCUAUAUAGUUAUUCCAAUGUGGCCAGAGGGUGUUCCAACUGGUGCAGCUACUCAGAGGAUUCUCUUUUGGCAGAAUAAAACAAUGCAAAUGAUGUACGGGACUAUAUACAAAGCAUUGGAAGAGGUUGGGCUAGAAAAGACAUAUGUUCCAGAAGAUUAUUUGAAUUUCUUCUGCCUUGGCAAUCGUGAGGCUGUAGAUGGAAACGAAGCUUCCUAUGUAGAAAGCCCUAAUGCAGAAAACACACCUCAGGCACUCUGUCAAAAAAGUCGGCGCUUCAUGAUCUAUGUUCAUUCAAAAGGAAUGAUAGUUGAUGAUGAGUAUGUAAUAUUAGGAUCAGCAAACAUCAACCAGCGCUCCAUGGAGGGUACUAGAGACACCGAAAUUGCUAUGGGUGCCUACCAACCUUCACAUACUUGGGCAAGAAAACUGCGUUCUCCUCGUGGACAGAUAUAUGGAUAUAGGAUGUCACUGUGGGCAGAGCACAUAGGAGCUGUUGAGGAAUGCUUUACACAACCAGAGAGCCUAGAAUGUGUUAGGAGGGUCAGGUCAGUAGGGGAGUUGAACUGGAAACAGUUUGCAGCUGUGGACGUGACAGAGAUGAGGUGCCACCUCCUAAAGUACCCAGUCGAAGUUGAUAGCAAGGGAAAGGUGAAGCCUCUUCCUGGCUGCGAGACUUUUCCAGACGUGGGAGGGAGCAUAGCAGGAACAUUUUUUGCCAUCCAAGAAAAUCUCACAAUCUGAUCAUUCUUGUCAAUCCACUUCCUUCUCUAAGGCCUAAUUCCAUAUUUAGUUGAUAAAUGAUAAUUGGUUUCAGUUGAUACACAGGUUGAGUAGUUCACAAAACAGAUCAAUCGAGACAAGAUUCAUAGUAUACAGGGUUUGGGUCCAUUUAUUGUAUAGUGCUCAACAUAACAAGGAAUGGAUUUUUUUUUUUUUUGUGUGUGGGGGGGUUGAAAUGGAUGUGUUGACUGUAAACCGUGUCUACAUUUAUUGAAAAGGAUUAAGAUUUUACGAUAAAAAAAGGAGCUCAACAUUCGUUUUCAUCAAGUUGCAAUUCAGUAAGGCCAACUCAAUGGACGAUUACACUUGGAGAAGUACUGAAGUAGGAGCCACCAAACCACGCUGGACAUCAAUCUGACUUGCUUUUACCAACCAUUGAUCAA